ACCCACCUUUAAACACGACCCACCCCCUCCAAAAUCACACGCGCCACUCGAACGCGUAGCGACGACUGUCUCUGAAAGUCUAUUGAAGCAGUGUCCCUGUUUAUCAAAACUAGCGGGCGUCCCGAUCCUUUUCUCUAACCUUCAAAAUUUUUUUCCCUCACUUUCUAAUUUCCGAGAUCAUAUUUUUUAGGGUUUUUAACUUUAUUUUUUUUUAUUUUUUUUUAACUUUUUAAAGGUAGGUGCUUUGUUUUGGAAAUAUGAAAUUUACUGCUCUAAAUGUGUUUCCUGUACUGUAUUAAUGAUUGGGUUAAUUCCUUAAUCUCUGUUAUUCUAAAUUUGGGGUUGAUUUUUCCCUUGAAAUUUGAUUGUGGGUUUGUUUCCACAGGUGUGUUUUUGUGUUGGAGGUGGGGUUUUGGGUCUCUGGUAGUGCAAGGUUUCACUGACGUAGUGGGAUUUUCAAUCAGAUUCUUCUUACUGCCAUCAAUAAUGGAAACUGAAAGUCAAAUUGAGCUUACUAUACAGAACAAUAUGCUUCCUCCACAAGCUGGAACAUUUCAAGAUCGUGAAGAUCUCAUCCAAUAUGUUCGUGAUUUUGGUGCUAGUCAAGGAUAUGUGGUGACCAUCAAAAAGUCAAGGAAAGACAGGAGAGUGAUUUUAGGUUGUGAUAGGGGAGGUGUUUAUCGUAAUAGGCGUAAAAUUGAUGAAAGCAAACGCAAAAGGAAGGCAAAUUCACGCCUUAUAAACUGUCCCUUUGAAGCCAUUGGGAAAAGGGAAGAUGAUUUGUGGGUACUCACAAUAAAGAAUGGGGAGCAUAAUCAUGAAGCAUUAAGGGACAUGUCAGAGCAUCCUUAUAGUCGUCGCUUUACUGAGGAAGAGGUCAGGCAAAUCAAGCAAAUGACCGAAGCUGGUAUAAAACCACGUCAAGUUCUUAAGGCUCUCAAGCAAAUGAAUCCUGAACUGCAGUCAACACCAAGGCAUUUGUAUAACCUCAAAGCAAAGAUCCGUCAAGGAACUCUAUCAGAGAAAAGUUUCAAGACGUGGAGACCUGACAGGUCCGCUUUGGUGAAUACAAGUUCUGCUCCCAGUGGGGGGUCAUUGAUGCAAAGUAACCAGCCGUUGAAGGUUCCUAAUUUCAUAGGAGGAAAAUUCGUUGAUUCACAAGGGUGUUCAAUCAUUGACGUAGUAAAUCCUGCAACACAAGAGAUUGUUUCUCAUGUUCCUUUAACUACCUAUGAAGAGUUCAAAGCUGCAGUUAGUUCAGCCAAGCAAGCUUUUCCUUCAUGGAAGAACACACCUAUUACUAUACGUCAAAGAAUCCUGUUUAAGCUUCAGGAGCUCAUCCGCAGAGAUAUUGAUAAACUUGCUAUGAAUAUCACCUUAGAGCAGGGUAAGACGUUGAAGGGUGCUGAGAGUGAUGUGCUCCGUGGUAUAGAGGUGGUCGAACAUGCUUGUGGGAUGGCAACUCUACAGAUGGGUGAGUUUGUUCCUAAUGCAUCUUAUGGUAUUGAUACAUACAGCAUUAGGGAACCACUUGGUGUUUGUGCCGGGAUAUGCCCCUUCAACUUUUCCUCAAUGAUUCCAUUAUGGAUGUUCCCAGUUGCAGUUACAUGUGGCAAUACAUUUGUUCUUAAGCCAUGUGAAAAAAAUCCAGGAGUUUCGAUGAUACUUGCAGCACUUGCUAAGGAGGCUGGUUUGCCCGAUGGUGUGUUAAAUAUAGUCCAUGGCACUCACGACAUUGUUAAUUAUAUCUGUGAUGAUGAUGAUAUAAAGGCUGUUUCACUUGUUGGCUCGAGUACAGCUGGAAUGCACAUACAUGCAAAGGCAGUUGCUAGGGGAAAGCGUGUUCAGGUAAACAGUAGCUCUUCGUCCCUCACCAACCUAUCCAGAUACUCAACCACAUUUCUUCAAGUUAAAAGUGUGGUUGAGAACCUGAUAUCCACAUAUAUUUGCUUUCUAACGGGACAGAGGUGUAUGGCUCUUAAUACAGCUGUUUUUGUUGGAAACUCAAUAACAUGGGAGCGCGAACUAGUGGAACGUGCCAAAGCCCUGAAAGUCAAUGUGGGAACAGAUCCUAGUGCAGACGUUGGUCCAGUUAUUACCAAAGAGGUGAAGGAUUGCAUAUGCAGAUUAGUCCAGAGCAGUGUCGAAAGCGGUGCUAGACUCGUUCUUGAUGGGAGAAAUGUUAUGGUUCGAGGCUAUGAGAAUGGAAAUUUUAUUGGUCCUACUAUCUUAUGCGAUGUUACAACCAAUAUGGAUUGUUUUAAGGAAGAAAUUUUUGGACCAGUUCUUCUGUGCAUGCAGGCUGCCAGCCUAGAAGAAGCGAUCACAAUUAUAAACAGAAACAGGUGUGGGAAUGGAGCUUCCAUAUUCACAACAUCUGGCAUUGCUGCAAGGAAGUUCCAGAAUGAAGUUGAGGCUGGGCUGGUUGGGAUCAAUGUUCCUGUUCCGGUUCCGUUGCCACUGUCCUCCUUUAACGGAUCUAAGGCAUCUUUUGGCAGCGAUCUGAAUAUCUCUGGUAAGGCAGGAGUGCAAUUUUACACCCAGAUCAAAGCGGUUGCACAACAGUGGAAGGAUUUACCUAGCUUAGAAUCAUCAUUAGCCUUGCGUCCAUCAUAUGAGACAAAUAUGGCAAGCAGAGGUGUCUCUUCUUCUUUGCCUUCAACAUCUGAGAGAGAUUCACCUAGUCAUAGAAUAUCAGGAGCCACAAACUCAGAAUCUGAGAGUGAUUCACCAAGCAAGUUGCCAAGUCGUGGAGCUCCAUUGUCCCUCCCUUCCACAUCUGAGGCAGCUCUUCCAACCCAAGGAGCCUCAUCUAUGUCUCCAACCGCAUAUAGGGAUUUUUCUAGUCGGGGCCUGUCCCUUGUCCUGCCAGCAACAUCCGAGAGAGAUCUGUCCGGUGUGGAUAUGUCACUAGCCAUGCCUCGAGCAACAGAAGGAGAUAUACCAAAACAAGGUUUGACAUUGACAACUUCACAAUCAUCAGAGAGAAUGUAUAUGCCUCAAACUUCUCAUUGGAUGGAAACCUCAAGACCAACAUCUCAAAGGACUGAAAAUAUUUCACCAAGUUCUGAGAGGCAUCUUGCCUCAACAUCUCAGAGGAAUGACAAGAAUGGCAACACGUCACUGUCAUCUCAAAGGACUGGUACUUCUAUGGCAUUGACUUCCGAGAGCGUCUAUGCCCCUGCCUCUCAUGACAAUAUGGCUCCAAUAUCACUCCGAAGUGAUGGUAUGACUGGAACAUCUCACAGGACGGAUCCCACUCUACGUCCAACCUCUGAGAGAGCAUACAUGCUGGGAGUAACUCACCUGAAUGACAAUAUGGGUCAAACAUUUCAAAGGCCCGACACCAUGUUUUCAACAUCUGAGAGGAUGUACAUGCCCGCAAAAUCUCAUCAGCAUGACCAUAUGGGUUCAACAUCUCGGAGAACUGAUAUUCCUAUGCAUUCAACUUCGGAGCGGAUGUUCAUGUCCACAGCAUCUCAAAGGAAUGAGGAGUUGGCUGUUGCUUCUCAACCUGCCUCCGAGAGACUAUAUUUGUCUCCAUUAGUUCCGAGAAAUGCUGGUACGCCUCAGAAGAUGUUUCCCCAAAACUCUCUAAUUUUGAGUGAGGAGUUUCCCUCCCAAGGAGCAUCACUGACUUUACCCACAUCUCAGAGGAUAUAGACAGAACCAAAUGAUAUUUUGUUUUUCAUCUUUUAGGAACUGGUAGAAGAUAAUCUCACAGUAAUGCAAAGUUACUUUUGUUUAUAGCUUUAGCUAAA
This is a messenger RNA of Rosa chinensis, 3761 nucleotides long. RefSeq lists its product as uncharacterized. The record is from RefSeq and is a predicted model, not a curated record. Gene Ontology annotation, biological process: thymine catabolic process; L-valine catabolic process. Gene Ontology annotation, molecular function: malonate-semialdehyde dehydrogenase (acetylating, [NAD(P)+]) activity; methylmalonate-semialdehyde dehydrogenase (acylating, NAD+) activity. Gene Ontology annotation, cellular component: mitochondrion. NCBI's taxonomy places the organism in Eukaryota, Viridiplantae, Streptophyta, Magnoliopsida, Rosales, Rosaceae. The coding region runs from base 277 to 3663 and encodes 1128 amino acids. The transcript is spliced from 20 exons.